Piliocolobus tephrosceles (Ugandan red Colobus) is the source of this 1157-nucleotide messenger RNA. It is a transcript of the gene MRPL15, whose product is annotated as mitochondrial ribosomal protein L15. The transcript has 5 exons. Gene Ontology annotation, molecular function: structural constituent of ribosome. The record is from RefSeq and is a predicted model, not a curated record. Gene Ontology annotation, biological process: translation. NCBI's taxonomy places the organism in Eukaryota, Metazoa, Chordata, Mammalia, Primates, Cercopithecidae. Gene Ontology annotation, cellular component: mitochondrial large ribosomal subunit. Bases 73 to 963 code for a protein of 296 amino acids.
AAAGCAGCCCCCGAGACCACGUGGCCUCCGAGCAGCUCAGGGCGACCUUGAAAGUUCUUGGGUCUGCGGGUUAUGGCCGGUCCUUUGCACGGCGGUCGGGCCCGGGCCCUGGACCUACUCCGGGGCCUGCCGCGUGUGAGCCUGGCCAACUUAAAGCCGAAUCCUGGCUCCAAGAAACCGGAGAGACGACCAAGAGGUCGGAGAAGAGGUAGAAAAUGUGGCAGAGGCCAUAAAGGAGAAAGGCAAAGAGGAACCCGGCCCCGCCUGGGCUUUGAGGGAGGCCAGACUCCAUUUUACAUCCGAAUCCCAAAAUACGGGUUUAACGAAGGACAUAGUUUCAGACGCCAGUAUAAGCCUUUGAGUCUCAAUAGGCUGCAAUAUCUGAUUGAUUUGGGUCGUGUUGAUCCUACUCAACCUAUUGACUUAACCCAGCUUGUCAAUGGGAGAGGUGUGACCAUCCAGCCACUUAAAAGGGAUUAUGGUGUCCAACUGGUUGAGGAGGGUGCUGACACCUUUACGGCGAAAGUUAAUAUUGAAGUACAGUUGGCUUCAGAACUGGCUAUUGCUGCCAUAGAAAAAAAUGGUGGUGUUGUUACUACAGCCUUCUAUGAUCCAAGAAGUCUGGACAUUGUAUGCAAACCUGUUCCAUUCUUUCUUCGUGGACAACCCAUUCCAAAAAGAAUGCUUCCACCAGAAGAACUGGUGCCAUAUUACACUGAUGCAAAGAAUCGUGGGUACCUGGCGGAUCCUGCCAAAUUUCCUGAAGCACGACUUGAACUCGCCAGGAAGUAUGGUUAUAUCUUACCUGAUAUCACUAAAGAUGAACUCUUCAAAAUGCUCUGUACUAGGAAGGAUCCAAGACAGAUUUUCUUUGGUCUUGCUCCAGGAUGGGUGGUGAAUAUGACCGAUAAGAAAAUCCUAAAACCUACAGAUGAAAAUCUCCUUAAGUAUUAUAGCUCAUGAAUUCCUGCCCAAGAAAGCAAGAAAGCAGAGUUGUUAAAGAGUACUGGAAUAGGGGCUGAAUGAUCUAUAUUCCUCAUUGCAUUUUCCUUAUGUAUAAUUUUCCAGAUGGUGAUGUUACUUUUCAAUGUACUCAUAUGUCUCAUUUUCAUCUAAAAUUAAAAUGGCAGGAAACAAGGACUGCAUAGAGAAACUGA